Molecule: messenger RNA, 189 nt
Organism: Trichomonas vaginalis G3
Lineage: Eukaryota; Parabasalia; Trichomonadida; Trichomonadidae
Product: serine threonine-protein phosphatase family
Exons: 1
Coding region: 1-189 (62 amino acids)
Source: RefSeq, a predicted model, not a curated record
AUGGAAUGGAAUAAAAACCGUAGGAAGAGGAAUUGGAACGGAGUCAAAAAUAUUGGUAAAAGAGUAGGUCAGUUCGUUGGUAUUAUACCUAAAGACCCUGAACCAGAAGAACAAGCUCCUGUUAUACAACAGCCUGAACCUGCACCACAGUCUAGUUGGCAACCAAAUCCAACACCUCAACCGUAUUAA